AUGUUUUUUAAAAAUCAGUCCUUGUUGAAGGAGUUUGUCUUGCUCGGUCUGACCGACAUUGCAGAACUUCAGAAAAUCCUGUUUGUCUGCUUUUUCAUUAUAUACUUGUUGACCUUGGUCGGGAAUUUCUUAAUCAUGGUGGUCACCUUUCUGGAUCAAAGUCUUCACACUCCUAUGUAUUUUUUCUUAUGGCAUUUAGCAUUGUUGGAUAUCUGCUACGCUUCUGUCGCUGUCCCCAAAAUGCUUACCGAUCUCCUCGCUGUGAAGAAGACCAUCUCAUUUGCUGGUUGUAUCUCACAAAUAUACUUUUUUCACUUCUUUGGAAGCACAGAAGUCAUUCUCUACUCAGCAAUGUCUUACGACCGCUAUGUUGCCAUAGGAUAUCCUCUGCGGUACGCCAAUAUCAUGAGCAUAAAUGUUUGCACACACCUAGUGUUAGUGUCAUUGAUAACUGGAUUUUUCCAUGCACUCUUACAUGCUGUGAUGACCUCAAGGCUUCCAUUUUGUGGACCAAAUGUAGUAAAUCACUUCUUCUGUGAUGUUAAACCGGUAAUAACAUUAGCUUGUGCUGACACGUCACUGAAUCUGAAGCUUGUUAAUAGGGUUACUGGAACCAUAGGCACAAUUACCUUACUUCUCACACUUCUCUCCUAUUUCUUUAUUGGGAAGUUUCUUAUAAAGAUACGUACCUCAAAGGGUAGGAAAAAAGCCUUCUCCACCUGUAGUGCUCACCUCACUGUUGCGUCCCUCCAGUAUGGAACAGCCCUAUUCACCUAUAUGAGGUCUUCUACAAAUGACUCCUUGAACCAAGAGAGAGCUACUGCAAUCCUCUUCACUGCCAUAACUCCAUUGCUGAACCCUAUUAUUUAUACUUUGAGGAACAAAGAUAUGAAGAGAGCCAUGAAACGAGUAUUAAGGAGAAUGUUACUUUGA
This is a messenger RNA of Spea bombifrons (plains spadefoot toad), 933 nucleotides long. RefSeq names its product olfactory receptor 12D1-like. Gene Ontology annotation, biological process: G protein-coupled receptor signaling pathway. Gene Ontology annotation, molecular function: G protein-coupled receptor activity; olfactory receptor activity. The transcript has a single exon. Gene Ontology annotation, cellular component: membrane. Bases 1 to 933 code for a protein of 310 amino acids. Lineage: Eukaryota; Metazoa; Chordata; Amphibia; Anura; Pelobatidae. The record is from RefSeq and is a predicted model, not a curated record.